GUUAGUGUCAAAUUUUGUUUGGUAGAGGUUGGGUGUAUUUGUGUGAUCAAUUUCACAAAAUAAUUAUUUCCGUCGCGGAACUAAAUCGCGGAUGCUUACUGAUUGCAUCACGUUCUCACGAAAUGCCAAGCGGGACGAAUCAGUUACUUCGGUGUUAAUAAAUCGUGUAAAAUGUCGUCUUUCGUCACGUAUAGGAACGAGAGCACGGUGGACGUAGUUGAACCGUCGACAAAAGACAAUGUUACGUUCUACAAAAUAAUUGUUAAAGUCGGACCUGUUCACUGGAACGUCCUACAUCGGUACAGUGACUUUGUGGAUCUCCACGAAAGGCUGGUCAAUGACCACGGCGUCGCCAAGGACCUGUUACCACCAAAAAAAGUUAUACGUAACAAAACACCAAAAUUCGUUGAACAAAGACGAGAAGCGUUGAACGAAUACCUGAAGAACGUGUUUAAUUAUCUAAAAUUAACGAUGCCAUCGGAGUUCGCCCACUUUUUAGACUUCCACAUAUACGACAUAUUCUUUUUGUUACAAGACUUGGCGAAAAAGUUUUUUUUAGAAGGUGAUAAAUUGUUAGAGACCGAAAAAUGUCACAAAUUCUCUCCCCUGGAGUUACACGCCAUUAGUGAAAGAUUCAAAAUGGCCUGCCCUCCAAUGGAGAAACAAGAUCAAAUGUAUGACUUCAGCCACAUACUGGAUUUCUGCUCACAAGUCAGUUCUCUCAACAUUGAAGGAAGUUACGACAAGUUGGGUACAAGCAAUGUAGUGCCUAAUGAUUUACAUUUUGAUCUCAUACCCUUUAAAUGUUUGGCUGAUCUGAAGAUACUGGGAGUUCCAAUGGAAUGUAUACAUAGUGUUGGCAGUCUCCGCGAUACACUCAACAGUCUAUCUAUUCACAUAGCGGGGGUUAUAUCAUUGAAUGAGUUCCUACUGGUCGAUGUACUGCAUAAGGAUCCUUCUAGUUUAGCUGACACUGUGAUAUGGAAAAAGCUGUACUCCAUAAGCAUCGUGAGCAACAACAUAAACAAAGUAGACUGGGCGAUCAAACUGGUCCCCAAACUUCAGCAUCUCAACCUUUCGUCCAACAAACUGGCUGAGCUAUGCGACAUAUCGUGCCUUCACGAACUGAGGGAACUCAACUUGUCUAUGAAUAGAUUUAGUCUAUGCGAGAACUGGCACGCCAAAAUAGGCAACAUAGUCAAAAUAGAUCUAUCACAAAACAAAAUUGAAUCUCUGCAAGGCUUUUCGAAGCUCUACUCAUUAGAAAGUCUAGAUUUAAGUUGUAAUAUUAUAACGGAUAUAGAGGAAGUGCAGCAUAUAUGCAAUUUACCCUGUUUAGAGUAUCUGUGGUUGACGGCCAAUCCUGUCGCGUCAUCCAUAGAUUAUAGAGUCAAGGUCAUAGAGCAAUUUAACGCGAGGAUGACAGAAGUCUGUUUAGACAACGAAAAGGCGUCUGAAAAAGAGUUAGAUACAGCAAGAGUGUUGCAAGCUCUAAGAAUAGUGAAAGAAGGUAAAACUCCUAGUUUUUUGAUGAAUAAUAACAGCACCCACAGUUUUAAAAGGAGUUGACGAUUGGGAAUGUAUUUAGUAUUGAUUAUGGAGUAUAUAGUGUAAAAAUCGAUUAUUGAAUAAUCCUUUUAUAUUAAUGUUAUAAAUACAUAAAUGUUUUACUAAACUGAUCAUCAUGAAAGAAAAUUGCAUAAUAAUGUACUGCACUGCUCUUGAAGGAGAAUACUUGAACUAACUUUGGGACAAUAACAUUAAAUUGGGUUGAAACUAAUAGGUGUUACUCAAUAUACUUGCAGUUCAAGCAAGUUGAGAUCACAAUUCACAAUAUGAUAUUUAUUAAUGUGGUGAGGAACAUAGUUCGAAGAGCCGAUGGACGUUGGGGUCCCAUGGUGCUGGAAUGGCGACCCCCACCAGGUGGACUGACGACAUCAAGCGAGUCGCAGGCAUUCGCUGGAUGCAGGCGGUUCAGGAUCGUGAUUGUAGUGUUUGUGUAUAUAUGCACCGGUAGUGGGAGAAAGCGGGCAGUCUGUCUCUGGCAUCGAGAGAAGGCUGAUGUGUGCUGCUGGCCUUUAUAGUGUAUAACAGUUUUGUGGUAAGACGGUGACUUACUGCUAUUACAGUAAGAACAAGGGACCUUACAGUGAUGUUUGGAAGUCCCUACAAAAGGCCUAUGUCCUGCAAUGGACGUCCAUCGGCUGAUAUGAUGAUGAUGAUGAGGAAUUGACACUGUAUUCAUAUACUACAUUUAUAUCAAUUGAGUAACAUAUAAUUAAUACAUUCCUUAGGUCUAAAUAAAGUAGGGUAAUAAUGCAUAAAGCUAUACUCCAGCAAUAUUACAGUAUUAUUUCCUUAUGGGGUAAGAAUUAAGCAACCUUACUCUACUUUACCAUUAUUUAUUAUAUGUAGGGCUAGUCUUAUACUGAUCGAUGUAUGACGUCAGACCGAUUUAACAAAAUUUGCAAGAUUUUUCUUUCAUUAGUAGAUUCAGUAUGUGUCAACUGUUCGCAGU
This is a messenger RNA of Bicyclus anynana (squinting bush brown), 2518 nucleotides long. Its product is annotated as nischarin. The record is from RefSeq and is a predicted model, not a curated record. Lineage: Eukaryota; Metazoa; Arthropoda; Insecta; Lepidoptera; Nymphalidae. Bases 172 to 1569 code for a protein of 465 amino acids. Gene Ontology annotation, molecular function: phosphatidylinositol binding; protein kinase binding. Gene Ontology annotation, cellular component: cytoplasm. The transcript has 4 exons.